UGGCGAGUGGCGACCCACUGUCAGGUGACUAAACGGCUUGGAUACACAGAGUUAAACGAUUGCCCAUUUUAUAUUAUACGACGCAUUCAAAUUUACCUAAUUGUUUACUCCCAUUUAAUUGUUUACUUACUCAGUGAAUGGGAAAAAUUAAAAACAUAAAUUGAGUUGCUCUCACUUAACUCAGUCAAAAAGUCCUGGACAUAGUCAACAAUCUCUAAAGGUAGAUGGCGAUAAUUCUGCCGUGCCUGCUAAUAGUUCCUUUAGUAAAACUAAAAUGAUAAGGCAUUAUCUUUUUAGGAUCGUACAGUCAACAGUUACAAUAAUUUCAGUGGCAGACUACAAUAUAGUUGUCCAUAUUGUGUUACUUUGUCUUCGCUUUUGUUUUUGUUCCUUUCAAAAUUAACAAUGUAAUUGACAUGAUUUUUCGUGACGUAAAGUAGUCAUCUCAGACCGCAAAACUAUUAUGGCACAACCUAAAGACAUGUCAAUUUGUCAGAAAACUUUUAUCAAGAAAAGUGAUACGAGUUACCAGAAAAAGGACGUGCUUGGUAAAGGCAAUUUUGGCAUCGUUUUUCUUGGUUCUCACAAGAGCAAGCAAGUAGCUGUCAAAAGACUCGAGUUACACAGACUGGAUCCGGAGGACCGUGAAGUUAAUCUGCAGAUGAAACUUGAGCACGAAAAUGUUCUCAAAAUUUUAUCAGUUGAUGAAGACGAUGACUACAGAUACAUCGUACUGGAAUUAUGUGCGGGAACACUUGGCGAUGUGAUCGACAAAACGUUCAACGGUCCAGCGCUGCCGCCCGAUCAAGAAGUCUUGUACGAAAUCACUAACGGCCUUGAUUACAUCCACUCGAAAAAACUUGUCCAUCGGGACAUUAAACCUGAAAAUAUUUUGAUUUCCACGGCAGGCAAAAUGAAAUUGUCAGAUUUCGGAUUGAGUAAACAAAUCAGCACUCGGGACACCUGUUCCAUGAGUGGAACAAGGGGAACUCGUUUAUGGAUGGCACCGGAAUUCUACGACAAUAACGAGAAAGCAACUCCGAAAUGUGAUGUUUUCCCGUGCGGUUGCGUCUUUUUUGUUUUCCUCACUCGCGAAAAUGGUGGAAUCCACCCCUUUGGCGAUACGAAAGACCCUCUGCAGGUGCCGUUAAACAUUCGAGAGGGUAAACCAGUUAACAUCGAGAAGUUAAAUUCUGAUCACUUUGCGUUUUCCUUCGUUACCAAUAUGAUUGAACGUGAUCCGGUAAAAAGAAUAUCUCUUCAAGAGAUUAAAAAUAAGUUACGAAGUAUUAUCGAGGAUUUUCCACAAAUGACUAUAAAUCAUGCAAGAGAAAACAAUGCUACCUGGGCAACAAUUUACGAGCCAAUCUACGCAAGUGGUUCAUUCAAAAAUGUCUACAAAGGAAAAUAUACUGAAGGAGAAAGAGCCGGUGAAGACUGCGUUGGAAAAUCCUUCAUAUCCGGUAGCGUUUUUGAAAGAUCCUUCUUUAAAUCAGAACAUAAAGUGGUGAGAAAAGCACUUGAAAUCAUUAACAACUUCAACAAGCAAAGAGUUAUUAACCAGACUAUCUGGCUCAUUAAACCAGGGAUCUGGAGCUGUAAAUCAGGUUCAAAAAGAAAAGCUGAAAAAAUGUUAAUUGAGCCCAUGAUUUCAAAUUUCGAAAAGUUCAACUCAAAUACGGGUUGGACUCCUGAAGAAUCGUCUCCUUGGAGUGAUAAGAUGCAAGCUCUAAGUCACUACUCAUAUCACUCAACUAAUCGGCAUUUGCUCCUUUGCGAUCUCCAAGGUGGAGUGAUCGAAAAUGGCGCUGUAUUAACUGAUCCCAUUAUCAUGUCAAGUACCAGGGAAUAUGGACCGACAGACCUAGGCGAUGAAGGGAUUUCUACCUUCUUUGUUUACCACAGAUGCAACAAAUUUUGUGAUUCAAAAUGGAUGAUUCCAAACGAUAAAAAAACAUAUUUCGAAAAGCGUCAAGGUUCUUCAAUGGACCUCGGUAAAAAACUGACGAAACUGAAACUUGUCAAUCAAACUCCAGGAGAAAUGAUUUUCUGAAAACGGAGUGAGUAAAUGAAACACUAAAACAAGAACAAGCCAAGAAAAUAUGAAGCUGUAGAAAUGUACUUCAUUCUUCCUUUCUUGUAUCUCCAACUAUACAUUACUUUGUGCUAUCCUGCUGUUAUUACAUCUAGGCUGCAGUUAUUCAAACGUAAAAAUGUUAAUAACAAUAAAGAUGAUGCAAUUCAAAUCUUUACAAUUGCGAAAAUAAACAGUUAAACACUAUUUUCAUCACACCAACCAAUGCGGAAGCUAGAUUUCAAGGUCGAGCUUUAGUAAUUAUAACCCCUUUUAGCAGUUAUUGUCUUCGCACACACAUCUCCAAAGAAAAGGCAGUGAUAUUGUGAACGGAUAGAAGAAAUUCAUCGAAAAGUAGUUAAUCAAGAAAAACUGAAAUAAACUCAGU
Daphnia pulex (common water flea) is the source of this 2462-nucleotide messenger RNA. RefSeq names its product serine/threonine-protein kinase/endoribonuclease IRE1-like. Gene Ontology annotation, cellular component: IRE1-TRAF2-ASK1 complex. The record is from RefSeq and is a predicted model, not a curated record. Gene Ontology annotation, biological process: intrinsic apoptotic signaling pathway in response to endoplasmic reticulum stress; IRE1-mediated unfolded protein response; protein phosphorylation. The transcript has 3 exons. Gene Ontology annotation, molecular function: RNA endonuclease activity; ATP binding; protein serine/threonine kinase activity. Bases 464 to 2053 code for a protein of 529 amino acids. NCBI's taxonomy places the organism in Eukaryota, Metazoa, Arthropoda, Branchiopoda, Diplostraca, Daphniidae.